AGAAGUUACAGAAAUGGCAGGAUGAAAGAGCCUGGGCAGGAUCAUAAACGGGCACAAUUGGGCACCAGUCCUUCAUGAACCAGUUCUGGAGACUCUGGCACAGCGUGGAGUGCUCCUCUUUCCCAUAUCUGGUGGAUGUGCUCAGUGAUGGCCGAGAGCUCAGCUGCAGCAGCAGCAGGGAGAGUGGCGCCAACUAUGAUAGAUGAGCUCCUGGAGAUCACGGCUCAAAGUCUGGUGCGCACUGAGGUGUCCGAACACUAUGAGGUUAUUCGUGAGCUGGGCAGGGGCAAGUAUGGCCAUGUGAUGCUAGUGACCCACAGGCAGAGAGGGACUCCUAUGGCUCUCAAACUGCUGCCCAAAGCCAGUACCAAGCUGCACACCUUUCUGUAUGAGUAUUGUGUGGCGCUUUCCCUCGCCACCCACCCUGCCAUCAUUGGCAUGUUUGGAAUUGCCAUCGAGUCCAGCCAGUACUAUGGCUUCCUCUACGAACCAGCACUGCACAAAGACCUCAUAUCUAUCAUCAAACCCCGAGAUGGGAUCCCUGAGCCAGCCGCCAAGCAGUGUGCCAAGCAGCUCGUGAGUGCGCUGGAGUUCAUUCACAGCCGGGGGCUUGUGUACCGUGAUGUCAAGCCUGAGAACGUGCUACUUUUCGAUCCCGAGUGCCGGCGCAUCAAGCUGACUGACUUUGGGCUUACGCGGCCCAAGGGUACCAAGCUGAAGCUGGUGGCUGGGGUAAUCCCCUACACUGCCCCUGAGCUCAGCAACACUGCUGACACUCAGGGGGUGCCCAUCGACACCAGCUUGGAUGCCUGGGCCUUUGGUGUGCUGCUUUUCUGCCUGCUGACUGGCUACUUCCCCUGGGAGCAAAGCCUGCCAGAUGACCCUUUCUUCGAGGACUUCAUGCUGUGGCAGGAAACGGGUCUGGAGGAGGACCUGCCACGCCACUGGAAACGUCUGACAGCUGAGGCUGCCCUGAUGCUGCGGAGCCUGCUGGCCUUAGAUCCUGCCAAGCGUGGCCCUGUCAGUGGAGCGCUGCGCUAUGUUGAUUGCCCUUGGCGGCUGGAGGAUGGACACAGUGAGGAAGCAGAGGUGAAGCCCUAGAGCCUGCUCCCCAAUGGGGGUGGUCAGCGUGCUCCCCAUGGGAGAGGUCUCAGCCUGCCAGAGGCUUCAGGGUCUGGGGCAUUACACUGGCCUGGGUGCGAGAGGUCACGGUGACCCAGAGAUCAACUUCUCCAUCGCACUAUCCCUGCCACCACAGAGCCAUGCUCCUUCCCCAGCUGAUGGUCCUCACCCCAUGGCUCAGUGCUGCCCCAUGCCACACCCUUGUGCUUUCUCAGGCUUUGAAAACUUCUCCUUUCUCUUGGAAAUGACUAUAUGUGAAGCACCCACCUGCUUUCUGACCACAGGGACUCUAGGGUGGUUUUUACAGGCUGCAGCAGCUGCCUUGUCCUCAAAACAGGGGAGAGUAUGUGUGUUUAUGUUUCUGUAUGUGGCUCUUUUAUUCUUAUAAUAAAAUGUCUGUGGGGCCUGCUUGCUGUGGGAGAGCAGGAACACGACAAAGCCUGUGGCCAUCUCAGGACAACCCGUGUAAAGCAGGGGCCACCCCGGAUGCUUCCUGGGCCUCCAUCAGGACCUUUGAAGGGUGGCUUCAGGUGUAUGAGCUGGAGGAGCUGGGCAU
This is a messenger RNA of Cuculus canorus (common cuckoo), 1678 nucleotides long. Its product is annotated as serine/threonine-protein kinase SBK2. Gene Ontology annotation, biological process: peptidyl-threonine phosphorylation; peptidyl-serine phosphorylation. The coding region runs from base 136 to 1101 and encodes 321 amino acids. Gene Ontology annotation, molecular function: protein serine/threonine kinase activity; ATP binding. The transcript has 4 exons. The record is from RefSeq and is a predicted model, not a curated record. Lineage: Eukaryota; Metazoa; Chordata; Aves; Cuculiformes; Cuculidae.